AUGUUCAAAUUAUCAUUGCCCCUUUCCAAAGUGAACAACAGCAACAGCGAGGAAGGAGUGGCGGUUGAUCGUGGUACUUCUUCUUCUGAUACAACAACAACCACAAAUCAUGAAAAUUCCAACUCCACGUCCGUUCCAAGCAGCACAACAAGUAAUGGCAUUACUAUUCCGCCCGUAUCAUUAUCCAAUUUGAAAACCGUCAUCUCUUCCUCGUCAGACAACAACAAUGACACGUCCUAUGAUGAUGAUGAUGAGGAAGAUAUCAAGGACUAUGAAAUCUUCUCAAAUGGAAAAUCAGCAAGAGGUACAACAACAAACAGUAGCAGUGCCUCCUUCUUUUCUUCCAUUUCAUUUGAUACUGACCCAAUUCCAAUUGAAGCUAUGAGCAAGUUGAUUGGAUCAUCCCCAUCAACAGGCCAAGACGCAACUCUCUACACGAGCAAUAUCAAAUUAUUCGAAUGUUUUGAUGCUACCUCAUCAUCCCACAAGAACUCUUCGGACAAGGUCUGGAAACGAGAGUUUAAAACAAGACCUCUCCAUAGUCUGGUCUCGAGCACAAUAUCAUCAUCCUCUCGCUCCUCACAAUUCAAUACAACUUCGUGCUAUAUUGUUCUCCACCUCUAUCAUCAUUCUCACUUGAACUCGACAACAUCACCACAACAAUCCAACAAACAUGCCUUCCCAUUCGCCACUAUUGACGAAUCAUCGACUCGAGAUGAAACUAACUUUAGACUACUCGAACAACUCUUCACAAUUGGCUCUCUAGAUGGAUCUAAUGGCAUGACAGAUUGUGCCUUCACACCGCGUGGUUUAGAGUAUCCAUUUGCUAGUACCCGAUUAGACUCCUCACAACACAACAAGUACCUCUUCGAUCUCUAUGUAUGGUACGGAAAGGAGUCAAGUGAAUUUGUCAAGAGCAGAACCAUUGAGAGAGCACUCCACUUGGAAUCAUUGUUGCAACAACCUCAUGCUGUAGAGCAGUUAUUCCACUCUGGAAAACCACAAUCAUUUGACGAUUUGGUACUCAAAACAGACGUUCGAAACAGUGUCGCAACCUCUCAGUCACCAGAAACCUCAACUACUGCUUCAUCAUCUGCCACAUUGUCAAGUCUUUCAUCGAGUGCUUUGCGUCAUCAUCUUUUAGCUCGGAUUAAAGCCAUGAUGAGAGGCACAACACAAAAAUCAUCGAGACAUCUUUUUGAAGAGUUGUCACUUCUUUCUCCUGACGAAACAUUUAAUAGCUCAGACGUUGAUAAGCUGGGAAAUCUUCUCCAACUCAGAAAGAGACCAAUGGCUGGAGUAAGUAAGGAUGAAGAACAUGAUUCACUUGAAUCACCACGAAAGAAGGAGCGCACUCAAUUGAGUCCUCUCAACACGCGAGAUGUAGAACAUGUGGAAGAACCAAAAGUACUCAGUGGAAGAGAGCUCGCCAAAGCUUGUCAUUAUGUUUGUUCCAAAAUUACAGAUUUUCUUUUCCUAGGAAGUGCCGCCGUUGCACAGGAUAAGAAAAAGCUCAAUGACCAUGGAAUUACGCACAUCAUCAAUUCUGCUGCUAGUGUUUAUUGUGAUAACUACUUCCCUAAUGAUUUUACAUACUACUCACUAAGUUUAUAUGACGAUCCAAACGAAUCUAUUAUUGGUUCAUUUUAUGGAGUUAUUGAAUUCAUCGAAAAUGCAAUCAAAAAUGGUGGAAAAGUUUUUAUCCAUUGUCAAAUGGGAGUCUCACGAUCUUGCUGCUUGACCAUUUCAUACAUGAUGUGGAAAUAUAAAAUGUCGUUUGCAAGAGCUUUGGACGAUGUAAAACAAAAGAGAGCUUGCUGCUCUCCUAAUGCUGGCUUUUUGGUUCAACUUACACAAUGGGAAACAAUAUUAGGAUUAAACGAGAAGGCUAGAAAGGAACCAAAAUCCUACCUCUACCGUAUUAGUCCUCUGAACAACUUUUAUGCAAUCCACAAGGAGUUGGUACCAAAAUUGUGUCACAAUACGAAAAGUUUGGAUUCAAGAACUUGCUUUUUACUUCAAACCAAGUAUGACCAUUGCUUCUUGUGGAUUGGUUCCAAGAGUGCUGAUGAGUUACGACAGGCUGCCGAGAAAUUUAUUGGAGUUUUAAAGUCAUACUCUCCAAUUGUCAUUAAGGAAUGGAUUCAAAUUCAAGAGGGACAAGAAACCGAAGAAUUCAACCAAGCUAUGGAUACCUUGGAAAUUGAUCCAAGAAGAAUGAACAAUGCUUCUGAAUAUCCAGAUUUAAAGUAUUUGCAAAUGACUCACGAGGAAGCAAUGGAUCUAUUGCGUCAAUUAAGAAAUGUUGACAAAACUGUCGAUUUGGAAGCAGAAAAGGAAUUGAAAGAGUACAAGAAUGGUACCCUUUUCAGCUUUGAUGAUGGAAAAUUCUCUGAAUUUGACUACUUUGACAGUGAGGAUAUUUCUGACGAUAUGUGUUACGUCAUGCUUCCCGAGAAUGAACCAAAAAUUCUUGUCAUGAUUGGCUACGACGUUGACCUUGGAGAUGACAGUGUCGAUGAUAGGGGAGAAGAAAUUGGUGAAUUGUUCAUUGAAUGGAAAAAACUUCCAGAGAGCACGUCGAUUCAAGUUUGUGAAGAAGACGACCCUGAAUUCUUCAGAUACUUUAAGAAUGGAUAA
Naegleria lovaniensis is the source of this 2640-nucleotide messenger RNA. RefSeq lists its product as uncharacterized. Lineage: Eukaryota; Heterolobosea; Eutetramitea; Acrasida; Naegleriidae. The coding region runs from base 1 to 2640 and encodes 879 amino acids. Gene Ontology annotation, molecular function: actin filament binding; protein tyrosine/serine/threonine phosphatase activity. Gene Ontology annotation, biological process: protein dephosphorylation. The transcript has a single exon. The record is from RefSeq and is a predicted model, not a curated record.